Messenger RNA from Acanthoscelides obtectus, 417 nucleotides. The record is from the annotation of a GenBank genome assembly. Lineage: Eukaryota; Metazoa; Arthropoda; Insecta; Coleoptera; Chrysomelidae.
GUAUCAUCAUGUUUUCUGGUAUAAGUGAUAGGUGGUACGGAUAUAAUAAAAGCGCUAAUAAAAUGGAAUAGAAAAGUAGUAUGAGAUCAACGUUUUUGAAGUCGACCAGUGAUCCAAUCUACCUACCGUGUCACUUUAACCUUGAAAUUAAAGUUGAAAAGGAAAGUCCAGAUAACAUUCUUUUCAAUGUGUCUCACUGUGAUGAACAUUGUACAUUGAAAGAGAACAUACAUAGACCAUUUUUCCCUUAGGAAACUUAGCAAUGAACGACCAAAGAUAAAAUGGCUGAAAUAUCAGGACCUAAUUUCUUUGUGCAGUGGAGAAACUCCUGUAAGAAGAUCUCAGGAACAUAAGUGAUUUUACAGAUCUCUUCCACAUCAAUAAGUCAAUAUUUUUGUCGUUUUAUGUUCUAAAGAC